ACGCAUUGUGUUUUAUUCACGUCUGGGAGACCAUAAGGAAACCCACAAAAAGGGGGAAGUUACACGUAAAAUAAAUUUAACGUCCAAAGCACUAUAUUUUUAUUAGAGUGAAAAUAACGAACAAUUUGCCCCAAUUGUAACCUGAUAUAUGCUGAACAGCAACUAAGGCUCUCUGGGCCCAAUAAAAAGACGACGAUACAUGCGGUUGAACGAUAAUACCAACCAAGUCUAAUAACGUUAGUUGCUUGAAACAUUAAAUCGAAAUGAAGGUACAAAUAAUCUUAACUUUUUUCAUCCUGCUCUUCUUGAACGCUGCAUCGGAAGCGACAAACGGACGGUUCAUUGAAGCAACAGCGUGUUUGCCUGCUUCAUUUACAACAGCCCAGUACAAUGAAAAACAAACUUUAUUAAUUGUCCUUCUUUCAAUCACACUUGGCAUGUUCUUAAUAGAACUUGGUGGUUUUGUGAGCGGGUUUUCAAUGUUUAAUCAAUCUCAGUCAUUACUAUCAAUAGCAGCACAUGCAGGAGCAUGCGUCUCAUUGUCAUUUUACUUAUUCGAUGCGUGGGAUUGUAACUUGUAUGGUUACAUAUUCGGAUUCUGCAGUGUGUUACCUGCAAUAACAGAGCUGGGAAUAAUUGCUUCAGUGCUGUGCUUCAAAAAAGGGUUUUGAUUGAAAAAAAAGCUUCCUAUUUUAGGUAUCUUUACUGUGGAUGAUAUGGUGCGACUUUUUUCUAAAAGCAGUCUCUUUUAGCAAUUACAUAUGUGCACAAGGGUUUUCAGAUUGCCUUUUAUUAAAUCAACACUGAACACAGUUUCAUUUUCAUAUACGUUGUUAUAAUUAUUACUAAAUAUAUUUUUCAUGC
Messenger RNA from Ciona intestinalis (vase tunicate), 864 nucleotides. The record is from RefSeq and is a predicted model, not a curated record. NCBI's taxonomy places the organism in Eukaryota, Metazoa, Chordata, Ascidiacea, Phlebobranchia, Cionidae.